Messenger RNA from Rhinocladiella mackenziei CBS 650.93, 513 nucleotides. RefSeq lists its product as uncharacterized. The record is from RefSeq and is a predicted model, not a curated record. The coding region runs from base 1 to 513 and encodes 170 amino acids. The transcript has 3 exons. Lineage: Eukaryota; Fungi; Ascomycota; Eurotiomycetes; Chaetothyriales; Herpotrichiellaceae.
AUGGAGGCGGUAGCAAGCUCUGGAAGGGAAAGUAAUCAGACUUGCGCUCAUUGUACCUCUGACUGCCCUCUUCGAGCUCCCGUUGAACGAAAUAAGGUCAAUCCGUUCGCCUUUGAAUUUUUCCUCAAAAAUGGAAAUUGUACGGAGGAUGGCUCCGAAGACGGUCUGGGCGAUGAACCAGUGGACGACCUGGAAGAAGGCCGAGACGACAACAUGGAAGACGGGUUGAGCAACGACUCGGGGAGCGGUUCGAAAGAAGACUCCAAUAUCAGCUUUGGUUCAACUUACACUGGUGACAAUGGCGAUGGAAAUCCUAAUGACUCGAAAGCUGACUGCGUUUCUGACGAUAUUCGCUCUCACUGGCAGGAAGCACGUCAGUUGACAGGAGAAAACCAGCAUCUCUUUGGCUCCAUUUUAUUAGAUGAGAAGAUGUGCAAGUCAAUUCUCGAGAUGAAUAUCGAGUUCUGGUGUAAGAAACAGUCCAUCUCCUCAGACUAUUGGCUAAUCCAUUGA